GGACUCUGGGGUUAACAGAACAGAAGGUUUAAUGAAGGCGAGCCUUAGCCUGCUACGACAAUGGCGGUAGAAGGUUAAUUCAUGCGUGACGGGAUCGAAGUCCAUCGUUGUAUUGAAAACCUGCUUUGCACUGCACACACUGAUCGUGAGAAGAACGCAUAGAUGGAGAAAAAGAAGCAGAAGAAGAAUCUAUCGACGAAGAAGAAGAGCGAGAUCGAGUUCUGCAAGGUGUGCCGUUUGCACCACGACCAAGGCCCGCGCCACAAGUACUUCCCUCGCCACAAAGACUUCCUCUCUGCCUUCCUCGAUCGCUUCCGCGCCAAAAUCGCCGACGUUCGCUUCUUCGUGAGAAACCCUAGCGUCCUCCGACCGCAGGAAGAGUCGCAGAACCGCACCUGGUGCGUCUUCUGCGACGAGGAUAUCGUCGAGCUUGGUAGCUCCUUUGCCUGUGCCAAGGCCAUCAAUCACCUCGCGAGUGCUGAUCAUCUUAAGAAUUUGAAGCAUUUUCUUUGGAAAUAUGGCCCGGGAAUGGAUUGCAUAGACAAUUUCCGGCUCUCGGGGGCUGAUGUAGCUCAGUGGGAGACAAAUUGCCAAUCAUUGGGAAAUGAAGCAGCAUCUUCUGAUAAAGGGCCACGUGGACAGAUUUACGGACCAACAAAUGAUAUCCACAAUAAGCUCGAGUUUGAAACUGUAGAUAGAAUUGAAAAAAGUCUUCGAAACCAUAUAAGAUCAGACUAUUCAAAUGAUGUUAUGCCUUUACAGUAUAAUACAAAUGAGUAUCAGAUACCGCAUUCAGGGUUUCCUGAAGUUGCACAGAUGCAUACAAUGGGCGAUUACCUUCCUCCUUGUACAUACACACCAAGUGAUUUAACAGGCAACAUGUUUGGCCAACAUUCCAUUCCCUAUAGUAGCAGAGAUUACUCAGACAGUGGUUAUGGCAGUCAAGAGGUAUGGCAGGCUCAAAAACUAGUGGAGGGGACUCACAAUUCUUCCGGUAACCAUCUAACUGGUUCGCUAAGUAUCACUUGCAUUUCUUCAUCACGCCUCGAAGACGCGAGCGGGAAUGUGCACACUGGAGCUCCCCCUCCUUGGCUUGAUACAAAUGAUGGGGAUGUUUCUGUAGUUCAAUCAAACCAUCCAGCAACUAGCUUUGUAUCUCAAGCAAAUAAAUCAGGAAAGACUCGUAAAUUGAACCCUAAGAGGGUUGGCGCUGCAUGGGCUGAAAGGAGAAAGAUAGAGCUGGAGAUGGAGAGGAGGGGACAUGUUAUAAACAGUGACGCUGAUGCAGACUGGCUUCCCAAUUUUGGUCGGGUUUGGCAGUCAGGCACUCGGAAAGAAUCCAGAAAGGAAUUCGAGAAGGAGAAACCAAAUUCAGUUAAAACUGAAAGCAUCUCUCAAGCGCCAGUGCGCAUACAGCCCUACAUUAGCAAACGAAUGAGGAUAGAAGACAAUGAAUGACGGUUUUGGAGUACAUUCAAAACAGAAACAGCAGGGGUUCAUCCAUUUUGGAAACUUUCCUUGUAAUCCAACUUCUUGGAUAUUUUGUGUUGAGGUAUCUCUUUUACCAUGUCCAGCAUCUCAGAGAGUAAUUUUAUAGGUAUUGUGGUCAUGGAUACUCUUUUUGAAGUUAUAUAACGAAGUGAAUGCAUCUCUUUGGCUCU
This is a messenger RNA of Tarenaya hassleriana, 1661 nucleotides long. Its product is annotated as TITAN-like protein. The coding region runs from base 163 to 1458 and encodes 431 amino acids. The record is from RefSeq and is a predicted model, not a curated record. NCBI's taxonomy places the organism in Eukaryota, Viridiplantae, Streptophyta, Magnoliopsida, Brassicales, Cleomaceae. The transcript is spliced from 7 exons.